AUGCAGCUGUGGCUCGCUGACGCUGUCGCUCGCGCAGUCGUGCACGCUCGUGCAAAGGGUGCCAUUUUCGGCAUUGAAACGACUUCCACUGUAGUGCUCGAUCACGGAAUUCCAUUUCUUGUGCGCAUCGUGUCGAGCUUACGUGACAAACCGGUUAACGAACAAGGAGAAAGCGCUGCUAGUUCUGAAGAACCCCCGGGACCUGUAGAUGCGGCGGACGGAGCGUUAGGGCUGGCCGAGCGUGCAGCCACUUCGCACGUGGAGCUAGGCGUGUUUCCGGACCCGUUCCUGCCCUAUGAAGAAGACCUGUACGUGGGCGAUGUGCCACCUGCGCACGUCUGCCUGUUAAACAAGUUUAACGUUGUAGAAGGGCACCUACUCGUCGUGACCCGUGCCUUCCGGGAACAAACGCACCUGCUGGACAGCGGUGACUGCACGGCAAUCUGGCACUGUCUGCGCCAGUAUCCGGGCCUAGGUUUCUACAACUCCGGUAAAGUGGCCGGCGCUUCUCAGCGUCACAAGCACUUACAGCUCAUACCCGUAGCUGGUGUGGAGGCUGUGCCUAUUCACGAGAAAGUGGAAGAAGCGGCACGUUCCCGCGAGGAGCAGACCGGAUGUUUUGUGGUACCCGCGCUGCCCUUCAAACAUGCGAUCAUUGGCAUGCACGAUCUCUACUCAGAGUCUAAAUCGGAUGCGGAAAUCGGGGCAGCCAUGCAUUCCCGUUACAUGCAGCUGCUGCACUUCACAAUCGAGGAACUCGGUGUACCCGCUUCAUCAUGGAUGGCGUGGGAGGCUCGGUCGCAUCACCCGCCAGCGUCUGCAGUAGGCCAUCCGGCAAACGACAGUGAAACGGCGCAUCCGUUCCCGUAUAACCUUCUCUUGACCAGCAACUGGAUGAUGUUGGUGCCUCGACGUCACGAAAAGUUUCUAGGAGAUAUAAGCGUGAAUGCGUUGGGGUUUGCGGGGUUUCUUCUAGCGAAAAAUGAGUCACAGAGGGAUCUCAUUGUGAAGCACGGCCCCUUGAAGGUCCUGGCGCAAGUGGGGAUUCCCUGGAACCACUGA
This is a messenger RNA of Cyanidioschyzon merolae strain 10D, 1062 nucleotides long. Its product is annotated as similar to Ap-4-A phosphorylase II. NCBI's taxonomy places the organism in Eukaryota, Rhodophyta, Bangiophyceae, Cyanidiales, Cyanidiaceae. The coding region runs from base 1 to 1062 and encodes 353 amino acids. Gene Ontology annotation, molecular function: ATP:ADP adenylyltransferase activity; ATP binding. The record is from RefSeq and is a predicted model, not a curated record. Gene Ontology annotation, biological process: nucleotide metabolic process. The transcript has a single exon.